AUGGUUCAACUUCCAGCACCCCUGCUGUGCACAAAUGCCUCAAGUCAUGGAGUUGCGCUGCGCAUUUGGCUGAAUUCGUGCGGGAUGGCUGCGGUCGACCUCGAGGGCUACCAGCGAGCAUGGCGAUUGCGCCAUGGCUCGGCAGACGACGAGCUGAUGCGCCAGGUCUUCGGUCAAGAGCUCGACGAGCUCCAAAAGAGAAGCCCGCAGCUGCUGGACGUGGCGAGAUCGUACUUUCCCCACCUUACCUCAUCGACGUACGAGGCUCUGGCCCGAGAGCCCGAUAGUUUGCGCAUGGACAAGGACCGCUGCGAAAGGGAAAUGGAGCAGCUGGCCGUACAAAACUACAGCGCAUUCAUUGGCAGUGCUGAGGUCACGCAGGGAGUACGACAGGAGCUGUCGAGCAUUCAAGCCAGCUUGCAAGAGAUGGUCGAACUCCUGGAGCCCGCCCAGGAGACCAUCUCCCAGGUGCAGGAUAAAGCAGCAGGCCUGGGCACACGGCGAGCUGCCUUGCGGAAUGUGCUGACGCAGCACGGCGCUCUGCUCGAGCUUCUGGAGCUGCCUCAGCUGCUAGAUGCCUGUGUCCGGAAUCAGAUGUACGAAGAGUCCUUGGAGCUUCUUGCUUUCUGCAAGAGCUUGUUACAAGCACAUGAAGCUCGCGGAGAAGACAUCCAUGUUUUGACGCACAUGAAGCAUCAGGUGGCUGUGCAAAGGACUAAUCUCCGCGAUUCCUUGGCGGCGCAGCUCAGAACGGACAUCCAUCUUCCAGCCUGCGUGCGCAUUGUCGGCUUCCUGCGGCGAGUGCAGCGCCACUCCGAGGAAGAACUUCGUGAACUCUUCAUUGAGCAUCGCAGCAAGUUCCUGGAUACCCACAAGCAACAGGUUGAACUUCUUCGCCACAGCCGUGGCAGUGUGGGGACGGCGCUGCGGAAUGCAGCUGACCUGCUGCGGACGCACGUAUACGACAUCGGCACACAGUACAAGGCUCUUUUCCCACAAGACGACGGGCCCCUUGGGACUUGGCUCAACAGCCAGGUCACGUGGUUGAUGAUGCUGCUGCGCCACCACGUGCUUCCCUCGAGUUCGAGCGCGAGUGGCAAAGGCUCUGCAACGACACUCAGCGCCAAGAUCGACGCUGCACAGCUGACGACUGUUCUUCGACAGUGUGUCCAUGCAUCGUCUACGCUGAAGCGAUUAGGUGGGCAUUUCUUUCCAGCGGUGGCAGGGAUCUUCGAGGCACGCAUGGAGCAGUACUCCCGUGAGAUGCUAGACAGCGCCCUGCUGACCUUCCAUGCCGAGCUUGGGCGCUACGACUGGGUGCCUUCCACAGCCCUGGCAGGAGGCGCCAGCGAGGCGUCGGCGGGCUGGCUGCACCCACAGGCCUUAGAGCUCACUCGGCACCGCCCGUUGGCGGUCCUUACCAACGACAUUGUUCAGGCCGGCAUGUGUUUCCUUGUUUGCUCAGACGUUUACAACCAGGUUGAUCUUCCCAACUUCGUCGUCGAGCGAGUCGUCGCAUUCGUAGCAGCACGGGUGAUAGCAGCAGCAAUCGGCGUCGUAGUGGUGAUGGUGGCACAGCGGCAGUGGCAGUGGGAGUGCUAG
Messenger RNA from Symbiodinium sp. CCMP2592, 1602 nucleotides. The record is from the annotation of a GenBank genome assembly. Lineage: Eukaryota; Dinophyceae; Suessiales; Symbiodiniaceae.